Messenger RNA from Cololabis saira (Pacific saury), 1193 nucleotides. Its product is annotated as zinc finger protein 585B-like. NCBI's taxonomy places the organism in Eukaryota, Metazoa, Chordata, Actinopteri, Beloniformes, Belonidae. The annotation marks the transcript as partial. The transcript has a single exon. The record is from RefSeq and is a predicted model, not a curated record.
CACACUGGCGAAAGGCCGUACUUGUGCAACACCUGCGGAAAAUCGUUUACUAAAUCAUCAGCUCUUAAACGCCACAUAACCACGCACACGGGCGAGAAGCUCUACGUCUGCAAAACAUGUGGAAAAAGUUACAGGCAAAAUUCCAACCUGGUGGUUCACUCGAGGACCCACACUGGCGAAAGGCUGUACCUGUGCAACACCUGCAGCAAAACCUUUACUAAUUUAUCAGAUCUUAAACGCCACAUAACCACGCACACGGGCGAGAAGCUCUACGUCUGCAAAACAUGUGGAAAAAGUUACAGGCAAAAUUCCAACCUGGUGGCUCACUCGAGAAUCCACACCGGUGAAAGGCUGUUCGUGUGCAACACCUGUGGAAAAACCUUUACUAAAUCAUCAAAUCUUAAAAGCCACAUAAUCACGCACACGGGCGAGAAGGCCUACAUCUGCAAAACAUGUGGAAAAAGUUACAAAGAUUGUUCCAACCUGGUGAUUCACUCGAGGAUCCACACCGGUGAAAGGCCGUUCGUGUGCAACACCUGCGGAAAAACCUUUAUUAAAUCAUCACAUCUUAAAAGCCACAUAUCCACACACACGGGCGAGAAGCCCUACAUCUGCAAAACAUGUGGAAAAAGUUACAGGCUACGUUCCCAACUGGUGAUUCACUCGAGGAUCCACACCGGCGAAAGGCCGUACCUGUGCAACACCUGCGGAAAAACCUUUACUCAAUCAUCACAUCUUAAAAGCCACAUAACCACGCACACGGGCGAGCAGCCAUACUUGUGCAACACGUGCAACAAAGGUUUUAGCCGCAGAAUUGAUUUGCUGAGUCACAUGACAAAUCACCCGGAGGAGAAGUCUGGUGACUCGUGACAAAUGAAGCUCAUGUUGUCGUCCUCCGGGGGCAGCUGUCCACUCCUGUCUGACCCACAGAAGAAGAACCCGCAGAAGUCCAACCACCACCUCCUGUGGCUGAUGAGCCUAAUCCCCUCCCCACAAGGGUUGCAGGUUCAACCCGGAUUUAUGCUUCUCCGUCAACUUGACGCAGAGGGAACGAUGUGGUUGUGUACUUUUUUUUUUUAAUUCUGCAUUGAGUUUGUUUGAAUCCCUGUUCCUUCUUAAAAUCAUAUUUUUUGUUGCUGUUUGUAACUUGCCGUCUCUACGGUGCAAAUAAAGAGCUGUUAGUAUUUGCUGAA